AUGCCUUCGGCGUGCCAGACCGCCAGUGCGCCGGACUGCCUCACGGACUGGCUGGAGCGGCUGAUAGCGGACACGGCGUUUGCGAUCGCCAAAGGCGUCCUACCCGCCGAACGCUACGUCGCAAACACGAUGCCUGCCACUCCGACGGAUGACACAAUCAGUGACCUGCUCAGCAACAUGGUUGUCGACGCCGGUGGCCACGUCGGCGACAUUUGCAUUCGCACAAACGCCUCGGGCUCGCGCAGCGUCGUUGCCACAGCACCGAUCGCCGAGGGCGACAAGCUCCUCGCGGUGCCGCGCGCGCUGAUCCUCGCGUCCUCGUCGUACGAGGAGCUCCGCGUGCAGCUGCUCCUCGAGCGGCGGCGCAGCGCGAUGAUCACUCUGCAGCCGGUCGGCGACGAGAGCCUCGCCUACCUUGCGGCGAGGACCCGCUGGUCGAGCUGGCUGCGGCUGCUGCCGCCGGCACACGGGCUGCCGAUGGAGUGGGAGGAGGGCCUCCUCGCCUCACUCGGCGACGCGCUCGAGGCCUCCCUCCGCGCCGAACGGGCAGAGCUCGAGCAGGCGUUCGGCCGCGUCGAUCGCUCCUACGUCUACUAUGCUGGGGCAGCCCUCGGCGCGGGCGAGGAGGUGGUUGUGUCCUACGGCUGCCACGACGACGCUGUCCUCCUCGCCUGCUACGGCUUCGUGCCUCCCUCGAACCCGCACCGGCGCGCGCCGCUGGCGCUGCCUCUCGGCGAGAUGCCCGAGAGGCGGAGGAGGUGGCUGGCAGAGCAUCAGCUCAUCUCGGAGCACUACCUCACGGCCGACGGGCCCUCCUGGUCGCUGCUCGCGGCUGCGCGGCUGCGCGAGGCGAGCGAGGCGGAGGCCGGCUGCUUGCAUGCCGCGGUGGGCUGGCUCGACGCGGCGCUGCGCCUGGCGGAGGGGGAGGAGGGCGCGGCGCCUUGA
This is a messenger RNA of Emiliania huxleyi CCMP1516, 945 nucleotides long. RefSeq lists its product as hypothetical. Gene Ontology annotation, biological process: peptidyl-lysine monomethylation. NCBI's taxonomy places the organism in Eukaryota, Haptophyta, Isochrysidales, Noelaerhabdaceae. The record is from RefSeq and is a predicted model, not a curated record. The transcript has 4 exons. Bases 1 to 945 code for a protein of 314 amino acids. Gene Ontology annotation, molecular function: protein-lysine N-methyltransferase activity.